AGAACGUAGACAGGCGGCUGUGACGAUGACUGUUGACCAGAGACGUAUGAGCAGAGGCCGCAGGGCCUCUGUUAUCCAAUCUAUUGCCCAUAAUAUUCCGCAAUUGGAGAGCCGAGUCACUUUGGAUCAUAAGGAACAGCCAAAGACAGCAGAAUACCUGAUCACGAGAAAGAUCCAGAGCGACGACCCAAGUGCGAUCAUUUUCCCGCUAACAGAGUCUGAAAAGCUCAAGGUGUCCCAGGCGUACAAUGACUCCUUCAACUUUAGAGUGCUGACGACGCCAGAGGAGCAAAAGCAAAUGGAUUACCAACAGAACUUGAAGUACACACAGUUUCUCCAGAGCUGCGACUAUAGACAGCACACGUACUCGGACCUGAUUAACGAUUCUGAUGAGAUCAUCACCUCGUUGGCCAAACUGACGUUCAUGUACGACACCGUGACGAAGGAGACGGAGGAGUUCCAGAAGAAGUCCGAUUCGCUGCUGAAGGAGUAUACGUCUAUUGUGAAGUUAGGAGAGGAUGUCAAGGACGAGCUGCACUACUACGAGAUGCUGGAUGCGUUCACGAGAAAGCUGAACAACCCGAGUCCAAACAUUGUCAGAAAGGAAUCGUUUAGGAAAAUGGUCGAACAGCUAGACGAAUGCUUGAAGUUUGUGAAGGACCAUCCACAGCACAAGGAGCACGAAGUGUUCGAAAGAAGAUUCAAACAGUGUCUUAUUAGAUCCUUGACUCUGAUAAGAAACUACAUCAUCAAUAACUUGAAAACAGUGAGAGAUGAGAUAAAUUCAAAGCUGUCAAGUGCAAAGUCUGCUGUCACACAGAACGCCCUGAUUUAUACGAGAUUCGGUGCUGACUGUUCAUUCCUGAAAGACGUCUCCUAUGAGCUAUGUGUGCGUGCUGGUGAGGACCAGGAGUUCCAAGGCCUGCUGAACGAUUGUUACAACAACUACUUCAGCAUCAGAUCUAAGCUCAUUUCACCUCUUUUGAAAGAGCAGUUCCAGUCCCAUCAUAAUGAUAAGAAGCCUUUGGUACAGCAUGCUCAGACGAACAUUCUGUUCUUCACCCAAGUCCUGGAGAAUGAGUUUGAACUGUUUUACAAGGUGUUUUCAACAGACAGUGGUAAUGCGCUGAGAAAUUGGUUCCAACAAUUAGGUGAGCCUUUACAUGAUGACUUGAGAAAUAUUAUCUUGAAGGAGACUUCGAUCGUCUCUUUAACUGAGAUGAUCACGCUGUUAAACAAGUACUACGAAUAUGAGGAUGAUCACUUUGAAAAUGAGUACGACGAGUCUGGAAGUACCCAUGAAGGAGAAAGAUUCGAAAAUGUCGAUCUAGGAGCAGUAUUCGAACCAAUAUUGCAAGAUUUACAGUCCAGAUUGGUAUUCAGAACACAGAUAUUUGUUGAGGAGAACAUCGUCAAGUACAAACCUUCUGCAAAGGAUUUCCAGAUCGGUGCUAGAAAGCAUAGCAUUAGAGAUGUUACUGGUGCUGAUAAUGAGCUCGUUUCCACUGCUUACUCCAAGACUGGAUUGAAAGAUUGGUACACCCCACUGGAGAAGGGAAUUUCUUUGCUCUCCAAGAUCUAUGAGCUGGUUUCAUCCUCUGUGUUUGAUGACCUGGCACAUCACAUAGUUCACGAUUGUAUAAUCUCGUUGAAACAGGCUUAUGAGGUUGGUGUCCACGCAGUUGGAAAGUUCGAUGCUGACCUUUUCCUCCUGAAGAACUUUUUGGUGUUGAAGGAACGAGUCCAGGAGUUUGACAUCGAAUACGUGAGCUCUGAAACGUUCCUGGAUUUCAGUGGUGUUGGAGACAUCAUUCACAAGAUCAGCAAUGGUGAAAGUGUUUUCAAGUCUCAAGGCCUACUGGGGUUGGUCCAGGAAAGUGUACCAAGAGUUGUUAAAAACAUGAUUGAUGCAAGACAGGAGCUACAGUUAGAGCUCCGUAAUGUUGUUCAUAUCUUCACACAGGAUGUUGUUUCCCAGAUAUGUGUACCUAUCAAGGAGCAGGAAGUGAGCAGUGCCCUUGAUGACUCGAGAGAACUACGUGAUAAUAUUGAAGCGACACUUCCUCGUAUUAAACAGCAGAUUGAGCUAUUCAUCGAUGAUGAAAAUGUCAUAACCGCACUCAUCGAUGGGAUCCAGGAACUUCUCGUCCAGAAUUACGAGGAUUACUACCACAAUCUUUCCUCGAAAGUUGAAGGGUUAGUAGAGGUCGACAUGAUGAUCGCCUUCAUCGGACAGAUUGUUGCAAAGAUGUUUGAAUCUACACCUGAGUUUCAAACCUCUCAUGAUCUGGACAAGCUGGCCAUUGAAGAGUAGAACCCAACAAAUAUAGUGAAUUGACACCAGUACAGU
Molecule: messenger RNA, 2350 nt
Organism: Williopsis jadinii
Lineage: Eukaryota; Fungi; Ascomycota; Saccharomycetes; Phaffomycetales; Wickerhamomycetaceae
Gene: COG3
Product: Golgi transport complex subunit COG3
Exons: 2
Coding region: 26-2314 (762 amino acids)
Biological process (GO): intra-Golgi vesicle-mediated transport; Golgi organization; cytoplasm to vacuole targeting by the Cvt pathway
Cellular component (GO): membrane; COG complex; cis-Golgi network
Source: RefSeq, a predicted model, not a curated record